AUGAAUAGCACUACUAAUUUGAACUCCACCGAUGUCUCCGACGGUACUUACAACAUGGCGCAGAGCAUCGGAAUAGCCUUUGCAUUGUUCACCUUUUAUUGGAUCAUCUUCUUCGUCGUUAUGUACCUUGCGUUUAAUUGCGAGCCCCGCAAUUACAGCCCGCCCGUACAGACAAACGGGCCCACGGGCCCCAAUCAUGUUAUCUUGGCCGUCCACCAAAGCAACGACUCAGAUGAUGCCACCUCAUCAACAUCCUACCUGCAAUUCUUGUACUGCGAAAUUGGGGCCCACAAGACCAACGUAUCCUACGCCUCGGAUUGCUCUAUUUGCCUGGCGGAUUACGAGGAGGCUGAUUUGCUCGGGCUGCUGCCGAGUUGCGGCCACAUUUUCCACGUCAAGUGCAUCGAUCCAUGGCUAAUCAUUCAUCCCACUAAUUGCCCCCUUUGUGGAAGCAUGUCGUUGCCUAGUACUCCCGACACUUUAAUUCAUUGA
Messenger RNA from Erythranthe guttata (spotted monkey flower), 492 nucleotides. RefSeq names its product RING-H2 finger protein ATL70. The record is from RefSeq and is a predicted model, not a curated record. Lineage: Eukaryota; Viridiplantae; Streptophyta; Magnoliopsida; Lamiales; Phrymaceae.